Oryzias latipes (Japanese medaka) is the source of this 3677-nucleotide messenger RNA. RefSeq names its product zinc finger and BTB domain containing 3 (gene zbtb3). The record is from RefSeq and is a predicted model, not a curated record. Gene Ontology annotation, biological process: regulation of transcription by RNA polymerase II. Lineage: Eukaryota; Metazoa; Chordata; Actinopteri; Beloniformes; Adrianichthyidae. Gene Ontology annotation, molecular function: RNA polymerase II cis-regulatory region sequence-specific DNA binding; DNA-binding transcription factor activity, RNA polymerase II-specific; protein binding.
AACAGCCAACUAUUGUUAGCAUCUCUCUGGCUUAGACUUCCUGCUAGUCUCCACGAUGGUUCACUCUUUUUUUAAAAACAUUAACGGUUGGACCCAAAAUUCCAGGCUGGUCACCAUGGAAACCGAACGUGUGACACAUUUAUGAAGUUAAACAUCAACAAUAAACUACUUCAAAAAGGAAGAUUUUCCUGAGGUAAUGGAGUUUCCCCAGCAUUCCCAGCAGCUGCUGUCAGCUCUUCGCUCUCAGCGCCAGCGAGGCUUCUUAUGUGAUUGCACCGUCCUUGUGGGCUCCAGCCGUUUCCUGGCGCACCGAGCCGUCUUGGCGUCAUGCUCACCUUUUUUCCACAUGUUCUACUCAGACUCUCCGGGGGGAAAUGGCAGCAGUACCAGCUGUGUCACACUCGACAACGACAUUGUCACAUCUUCUGCAUUCGGGUUGCUUCUCGACUUUAUCUAUGAAGGCGUGCUGCAGCUGGAUGAGUCUCCUCCAGUGGAGGACAUUCUAGCUGCUGCAAGCUUCCUCCACAUGAACGAAGUGGUGAGAGUGUGUAAGAAACGACUGCAGAGACGAGGGCCCCUGGCUGAAGCAGACAGCACACGCUCAGAGGAGGACAGCAAGCUGAAAAAGGCAAACGAGACAGGAAGAGAAGGGGACUACGGAGCAGAGCCAAUGAUGGCCAAUGCAGCAAAUCACUCGUAUUCAGUCACCUUAGCUGCACCUCAGUUAUCAGAAGCAGAGCAAAAUCAAGUGGAGCCUAUAAAGUCAAAGAAGAGGACAAUUGGAGGUUCAUCAGAGGUACGAAUUCAAACUCCUCUGAGCCCUGACCUCGCUGAUACCACUCAGCCUGGCAUGGGCGUCUCUCGCCUGCCCUCAGGUAGAGAGCUGGUGCAGGCUCCCAUGACAGACCAGUCUGCCCCCAUUGGUCGAGGUCACACCACGGCAGGCACUGGGAAUCAAGGACAAGGAUCGGUUCUGUCCAGUCCUUGCAGCAGCACAGAGAUGCAUAGUUACAGCUGCAACCUGCCCUCCUCCUCCUCCUCUUCCUCACGGGUCACUGUGAACCAGGUUGCUGGUGGUUCUGUUGCUUCUCUCAGCCUGUCGGAGUAUUGCCUCUCUGCCGGUCUGCCCCCAGAAGAAUCACUGCUGCCCCAGGAGGACUCCACCGAGGAUCUAUCUGAGACGGACAGCAGAGACACAGCGGGCAGAGGUCAGCAGAUGAUCAUGUUAAUCCAAAGCCCAGCUCUGGCUGCAGAUGUGCAGAGAAACCCAAGAUACUCGGCGCUGCAGCGUGCACCUCCCCAAAUCCAAAUCCAGAGCGCCGUGUCACUCCAGAACUCGGAUUCUCAACUUGCUCCUGAGAUUCAAACACUUCAACACCUUGACAGGGACACCAGCGCAUCACCCGCUAGAAAAGAAAGAUCCUACUUCCCUACGCAUGUGGCAAGGACAAACAGGGAAGGAGAUGCUGGUAAAGUUAAAGUGGAAGCUAUCGUUAUUUCCGAUGAAGAGCUAGAGGAGGAGAGAGAUGAAAGCAGGGAGAGGGAGCCGGUGACUGAUGAGGAGCUAGAGUUUGAGGACGAAAUCCAGGAGGAGGAGCUGAACAGCCCCCAGUUUGUGUCUUCCCAUCAACAGGACAGUGUUCCGGCCACCUCCUGCGUGAACAACUUCUCCAUUCCGCUCUCCCCAUCUUCUUCCUCCUCCUCGGGUCCCAGACCUUUCUCCCAAGACAACGUCUCCUUGACAGCUUCUCUUGCUCCUUUGGCCACGUCUAAUCAGCAUUCAGACACUCCUGCUUACUUCCAGGACUCUAUGGGGAACUUUGUGGAAGACGUUCCAACAUGCGGCGUCUGCGGAAAGACUUUUUCGUGCACAUACACCCUGAGGCGCCACGCCAUUGUGCACACGCGGGAGCGUCCGUAUCAGUGUCGCUACUGCUACCGGAGCUACACACAGUCAGGCGACUUGUACCGACACAUUCGUAAAGCUCACGACCACACCCUGCCCGCCAAGCGCUCUAAGACAGACACUGAGCCGUCCCUGCAGCCACAGCCCCCACCUCCUCUCAGCUAACACACACACACACAAACACUCUGUCUGGCAUCUCAUGCAUUUUAACCUCCUCUUGGUUUGGAGAGAUACUUUUUAGCCUGAAAAAACACUAGUAAAGGGUUUAUUUUUAUUGGGGAAAAAGAUCAUUCAAAAAUAAUCGCUGAAGUACUAAAAAUUCCCAAAAAACCUUAACAUAAUUAUCUUUAGGAACCUUUAAAGGAGCUGUUCCAUAUUAAAAGAGCUUCAGAUUAAGAUCGGUAUCUGAUUAUAAAUAUUUUCAACUUUAAUAAUCUGCUUGAAUAAGGACAUUUCAUUAAAAUAAUAGGAAAUAGAAGCAAAUCCCCCAAACUGUUUUAAUAUUAGUAUGAUCUAUUUUAAUUCUGUUCAGUUUAUUUAUAAGUGAUACAACUAGACAAAAUCAAUUAUUGUCGAUUCUUAUAAUCAACUUUUUUUUCCCAAAUAUCUGUCAUUUCCAAUAAUUCCACAUAAAUCAAAUUAUCUGUUCUGAAUUUAAAUGGUGGUUAACAAACACGACGGACAACUUUCCGUGUAAUUUCUUGUAGUGAGCAACCAGUUAGACUGGAGAGGAAGAACUUUGAAUGGAUGAUGAAGAAGAAGAAACCUCCAACAGAACCAGACCUUCAGCCGUCUGCUGUGAGCACUUAGGCUCAGAGAAGAACAGGAACAACUGUGAUAAACCAGCACAGAGAAAAGCUUUUAGCUGCAAAAAUGAAAUAUCUAGACUUGCAAAGAAUGUGUUCACUGCUCUUUUUUCAAAAAGAGAAGACUACAGUGCAGAAAACCACCUUUAUCAUCCUGGUGACCCCAGCAGUCCACAUUUACUGCAGCAUCAUUUAAGGGAUAGGCCAGUCACCUUAUUAAAGCAGUUACACACUCAUUUAGUCAUUUUAUAAGUCUAAUUUUUUAUUUUGUAUCAUGUAGAGAAUAUAGUUAAACACUGCAGACACUCUGGUUUCUAAUCUAAUGAAAACAAGCACAGAAAAGCAUUUAUUUAUCAUUUAUUACACUGUACUUACAUAUUUGAAUGUCAUCUGUCAGAACCUGAUUUGAUACUUGUACUGUUGUGCGAUUGUUUUGUAAUAUUUUUGGACAUGUUUUAAAGUUUAGAUUUGUAAUACAAAAAACAACCUGUCUUUGUAGAUGAUUCAAUAGUUACUGUCACCAGUUAGAGGAGACUGUUUGUCCUGUCAGUGUGAAUGUCUGCCAAAGUUUCACUGAUGACAUCCCUUCAAUGUUGUACUGUUACUUCUACAAGAUGAAACUAAAACAAGUAAAUGCUUUGUGGUUUUUAAGUGAGUGAGAUGGUGGGGGUUUAGAUUUUCAUCCAUCAAUUUCUGUACUGGAUUAACUGUAUGUGAUGUUCUAUGUGUACCUAACUAACCUGGGCCCUUUGACUUGUUUUAUCAGUCUAAUGAAGUGUUGGUGUAGAGAUUAUUCCUCUUUUUUAACGUGCAGUACAAUCACUCAAUAAAGGGAAUGUUGGGGGGUGUAGUGGUUAGCACUCUUCUCCUCACAGUGAGACGGCUUUAGUUCAAAGCCCAGCUGGGAUUUUUCUGUGUGGAGUUUUCUCUAAGCACUCCAGCUUCCUCCCACAGUCCAAAAAAAU